Tetrahymena thermophila SB210 is the source of this 1467-nucleotide messenger RNA. Its product is annotated as glutamate/leucine/phenylalanine/valine dehydrogenase. The transcript has 7 exons. Gene Ontology annotation, biological process: L-glutamate catabolic process. NCBI's taxonomy places the organism in Eukaryota, Ciliophora, Oligohymenophorea, Hymenostomatida, Tetrahymenidae. Gene Ontology annotation, cellular component: mitochondrion. The record is from RefSeq and is a predicted model, not a curated record. Gene Ontology annotation, molecular function: L-glutamate dehydrogenase (NAD+) activity.
AUGCUAUCCAAGAUUUCCAAAUUUUCCUUUUCUUCCUCUAUUUUGAAGAGUACUGAAUAAUUCUUUAAGCAAGCUGGUAAAAUAGCUAACAUUCCUGAAGAAGACGUAAACUUCUACUUCGAACCUGAAUUGAGUUGCUAGAUUAACAUUCCCUUAAAGAGAGAAAAUGGUGAAUUCAUCAAUGUUAACUGCUAUCGUACCUAACACAAGUAACACAGAGUUCCUACCAAGGGUGGUUUGAGAUUCAUGGUCGGAGUUACUACUGAAGAUGUCCAUGCCUUCUCAGCCUUGACAACUGUUAAGAAUGCUAUUGCUGCAGUUCCUUUUGGAGGUUCUUUCGGUGCUAUCUCCAUUGACCCUGCCUUGAUGACCUAGAGAGAAGUUGAACUCAUCACCAGAAAAUACACCACUGAACUUUGCAAAAGAGGUUUCAUUGGUGCUUCUAUUGAUGUUCCAGGACCUGAUCACCACACUGGAGAACGUGAAAUGAACUGGAUAAAGGACACCUAUCAAACUUUCUAUGGUUAAAACGACAUUAAUGCUUAAGGAUGUGUCACUGGUAAAUCUUUGAAUUAAGGUGGUAUUAGAGGAAGAGUUCAAGCUGGUGGCCUUGGUGCCUCUAUCUACUUGAAUUAUUUAUUCAAUCAUAAAAAGCUUGCUUAAAGAUUAGGCUUAGAAUAAGGUAUUGCUGGAAAGACCUUCAUUAUUCAUAGUUUUGGUAAAAUCGGUUACUGGACUGCUUUCUAUUUACAAGAAUUAGGUGCCAAGCUUAUUGGUGUCAUCGAAAAGGACGGAUCUAUUUACAAUCCUGAAGGUAUUGAUGUCAAUCUUGUUAAGCUUCACUUUGAUAAGAACCACAGUUUUAAGGGAUAUCCUGGUGCUGAAUUCUAUCCUGAUGAAACUGCUAUGUAUAAAUAAUGUGAUUUACUUAUUCCUACCUAUGUUAAUCACCUUAUUAAUAAAGAUAAUGCUGAUAAACUUAACUGCAAGUAUUUAGCAGAAAAUACCAAUGCCGUUGUUAGCUAUGAAGCUGAUUAAAUUUUGAACAGCAAGGGAAUCGUAGUAUUCCCUGAUGUUUUAAUUUCAUCUGGACCUAUCGUAGUUAGCUACAUGGAAUGGUUAAAGAAUCUCGAACACAUUCGUAAGGGAAGAUUAACUCGUAAGUGGGAAGAAUAAAGUAACUACUCUUUAAUGGAAUUCAUUUCUUAAGCAACUGGCUUAAAAAUGGAAGUUAGUGAAGAAAACAAAGAAAAGCUUCAAGGUGCUUAGGAAAGAGAUAUCGUUAACUCAGGUUUAGAAGCUAUUAUUGAAGAAUCAGUUGAUGAGCUUCUUCCUAUCCUUGAAAAGAACCCUAGUAUUUCCUUACGUGAUGCCUGCUAUGUUGAUGCUUUAACUAAAUUACACUCUCAUUACAAAACUGCUGGUAUUGCACUUAGCAACGCCGUUAAAAUUGAAAAGAAAUAAUGA